Trichogramma pretiosum is the source of this 1418-nucleotide messenger RNA. It is a transcript of the gene JTBR, whose product is annotated as protein JTB. Lineage: Eukaryota; Metazoa; Arthropoda; Insecta; Hymenoptera; Trichogrammatidae. The transcript has 4 exons. Gene Ontology annotation, biological process: mitotic cytokinesis. The record is from RefSeq and is a predicted model, not a curated record. Gene Ontology annotation, cellular component: midbody; spindle; cytoplasm. Bases 825 to 1280 code for a protein of 151 amino acids.
ACAUCUACCUUAUGUGUCGGGUACUAGGCUGUACAAUUGUUACAUAUCUGUCAACGAGCUUUUGUUAUUCAAUCAUUUUCAAAUGCUUGGACGCGAUGUUUGCGUGACGGGAAUGACAAUAGAUCAAGAUUCGAAUGAUUUCAUAUAUUAUAUGGACAAUAUCAUAUCAAUUAAAUUUCCUUACGUCACGGCCUCGUUCCGGCUAUUUUUCACAAUUAUACGCAUGGAAGCUCGCGUCGUCUGUCGGUAUGAAUAAAAGCGCUCGACUGGAUCUCGAUUCAAGCUUGCACGCGCGUCCUGACAUUUGUUAUAUUAUAUGACCACCGCGAAGACUGCAGCAGCAGAUCUCAAUCUGCAGUACCAUGGCUGCACCAAUUUAUGGGUAAUAAUACCACAGAUCGGUAGCGCAGAAAUUAGUCGCAGUUUGGAUGGACUUCGAUGUGCAUUGUGCCGUCCAGCGAAUUUUUUGCAUGUAUUCAACUGCAGCAGUGGAUAUAGCCACGCUGACAAACAGCUCAGUCUGCGUUGAAAGUCCAAAGUCCAAUAUGCAGAUCUCUCGCGCUCAUUGAUUCGCAUACGUGUGAUAAGUGUGUGUGUGUGCGAAGUCUGUGUACAUUGCGUUUCUGUCUGCUCGUGAAUCCACCUGGAAACGUCAAACGUCUGAGCUGGUUAUACCUAUUCGUACGAUUCUAAACAAACACAGGAACGUCAACUAAUUGUUCCAUUGGUUGUAUGGUUUUUUUAUGAAAAACAAAAGUACCAAGUUUAUUUAAACUCGACGUCAAUUUUAGCCCAGUCAAUGUCGAUGAAAUCACACAGUCACCAUGAUAGAAUCUUGUUCAAAAAAACGCAUGCUGUUGAGUAUGACUCUUUUAGGAGGAUUGACAGUUUUGGUUUUAAUUGUUGAAAGUCAUUGGACAGAAAGUCCAGGAGGAAAAAUAUAUGUUGACAAUAUUGAGGAUAACACAACCUGUCAAGCAGGAGAAGAGUUUAAAAUAAUAUCAGAAUGUCAUCCUUGUUCUGCAUUUGAAAUAGCCAGUCAAAGUAUAGGAGUUUGCACAAAAGCAAGAUAUAAGGAAAUCAUAGAAUGUAAAUCUGGUGAAAAAAUUACUAGAAGUUGUGACAAAGUUGCCUGGCUCGAAGAAAGAACAUUUUGGAAGUUUCAGAGUUUUACGUUUGUAGGAGCAAUUUUAUCUUGUAUUACAGUAUUUUGGAGAGAAAACAUCCUCAGACAACGUGUUGUUAGAAAAAUUGCUAGACAGUUGAGAGGUAGCGUUUGAAUUUAUUCCAAUUAACUAAAAAUAUUUAUAUCUAAAACCUCAUGAUAGUGAUACAUCAAUGAUGAUUCCUCCUGCAUAUUUUUUAUUAUUAUAAGCAGUUUUGUAAUAAUUAUUUGUAAUACAUUUUUUACUGUACAU